CGUUCGUGCUUUUCGAUUGGUCAUUAAUAUUUCACAUUUAUUCGUACAUCUUCGUAACAUUCCGGACAUCAUGAUAACAAUAUAGAGCCGUCCGAAAUUGACAUCAAGUUGAUUAACAUUUACAUUUUAUGGUAUAUAUUAAAGUUCAGACAACCGUUAUUGUGUAAUUAAUGCCAGUGCCACAGGGAUAUGGAGGGGGAGGGCCCAGCUGUUGGGACAGGAUCAAGCUAGGCUUCAUGAUGGGCUUCAGUGUGGGAAUAGCCACAGGCGUGCUCUUUGGAGGCUUUCAGGCUCUCAGGUUUGGUCUGCGUGGACGAGAACUUAUACAGACAGUCGGGAAAUCAAGUUUACAAGGAGGUGGAACUUUCGGGACAUUCAUGGCUAUUGGUUCAGGAAUACGGUGCUAGCAAAAUACAUCUCAAUUGAUAUAAUAGGACUUUGUGUCAUACAAUGAAGAAAACCAAAAGUCAACUAAUGUAUAAGCAAGAAUACAGACCAAAUGUCCGAAGGAAAGUACAAAGCAUGGAAAAGCAACUGGCUCCAGACAUUGGUGUUUAAUAAUUAUAUACUGAAGUUUAAGAUAAAUUUGAGAAAAUUGCAUAUGUUUUCCUUUCUAUUCUUUCAUCCAUUAAUUUUAGUACAGCAUAAUUAAUUCUAAAAGAUAUAUUUUAUUUAUAUGGUAGACAUAUUGACUAUACAAUCACGGAGUGAUAUUAAUAUUUGUAACACAUUUAUUUGGACAGUUGAUAGUUAUGUAUUAAAUUAAUUGAACAAUAAUGAGUAAAUUCAUGUUAUUGAACUUGCUUGUUCAAUAAAACGUAAAAAAUU
Messenger RNA from Dreissena polymorpha, 828 nucleotides. RefSeq names its product reactive oxygen species modulator 1-like. The record is from RefSeq and is a predicted model, not a curated record. Gene Ontology annotation, cellular component: TIM23 mitochondrial import inner membrane translocase complex. Bases 171 to 407 code for a protein of 78 amino acids. The transcript has 3 exons. Gene Ontology annotation, biological process: protein import into mitochondrial matrix; protein insertion into mitochondrial inner membrane. Lineage: Eukaryota; Metazoa; Mollusca; Bivalvia; Myida; Dreissenidae.